AUGCAAUCCAUCCGUGUCCACCCACCACCCUCCGCAACACCAUAUUCCCAACCAAAUCCGACAUCUUCAAACCAGCUCCUAAUCCACAUCAAAUCAACAACCAUAAUCUGCAGCAUGCUCACAUGGCCCGAUACAUACCACCGAGUUUACAUCAUCCCAGGGCACGACUUCUCAGGCACAGUAGCAUCAAUCUCCCAAGCUUCAACAACAACCCUGAAACCCGCCGUCUUCGGCAUGACCCCCAUAGACCGCGGCUCAACAUGGUCAUCGUAUGUGCUUGUCUCAACUAACGAAGUCGUACUCAAACCAACAGGUCUCGGGUGGGAAGAGGCUGCGGAGUUACCGCUUUGCGCGCAGACGGCGUACGAGGCGCUCUUUGUGCAUGCGGGUCUUCAGCUUCCGCUUUUGGGCAGGAGCAGGAUCACCAGCAUGCUUGGCAGUUGUGAGAGCGCGUGCUUGGUACUGGCGCUGCGGGUGGUGGUGGUGGUGGUGGUGUUUUUCUCGUGCAACUUGCUGCGCAUACUGAGAUGCAUGUUGUUGCGGCUGGUGAGUCUGUUGCGAGAUUGGGACGUUUUGAUGGAGUUGGGGAUGAGGAGGUUAUUGAGUAUGCGGAGUUUGGGGGACGUCCACCAGGGUCUGUUUGAUGUUGUUGUUGAUUUGUCUGUGAAUGAGGAAGGUGUCUUGAUAUCUGUUGAUUCGGCGAGCUUUGGUUUUGUCGAGGUUCAUAAAAAGCAGUUAAAGCGUUAUUUUUUUAUUCUUGAGGGAAGUGGAGAGGUCUUGCGUGCGCGACGGCUCGAGGGAAGUUGCAGUCAUUUGUUGCAGCCAAUUUUUGCUUAUAAUUAUGUUAAUGGAAGGGCUGAUGCUCGAGGGAAGGUUGUGCUUAUAUUUUAG
This is a messenger RNA of Penicillium psychrosexuale, 891 nucleotides long. RefSeq names its product Polyketide synthase enoylreductase. The transcript has 4 exons. Bases 1 to 891 code for a protein of 296 amino acids. NCBI's taxonomy places the organism in Eukaryota, Fungi, Ascomycota, Eurotiomycetes, Eurotiales, Aspergillaceae. The record is from RefSeq and is a predicted model, not a curated record.